Tilletiopsis washingtonensis is the source of this 1670-nucleotide messenger RNA. RefSeq lists its product as hypothetical. The coding region runs from base 361 to 1464 and encodes 367 amino acids. The record is from RefSeq and is a predicted model, not a curated record. NCBI's taxonomy places the organism in Eukaryota, Fungi, Basidiomycota, Exobasidiomycetes, Entylomatales. The transcript has a single exon.
CGUCGCUUCCUCUGCAUCGCUGCACUCGCUCGCUGCCGCGGCCUGCUGCCCGCCAAGCACGGCCAGCCGGCGUCUGCGCCGUGCAGCAACGGCACUUCCCCGCGCACCCCCUCCAGCCAAGCCCUGCCGCCGGCGACCCAUCCAGCCAGGCCCUCUCCAUGCGGCUAGUGCCCUCCUGCGCCUCUGCCUGUGCCUUGCACCGCUCCUGCAGCCCUGACGGGCGCACCUGCAGAGGGCUGUGCUGACUCUGACUCGACUGGCAACGCGGCCAGCACUGUCCCCUGCCCCUUCUUGCGCCUCGGGCAUCGUCCAGCUGUCGUACGUGCAGCAUGCCGGCGUAUCCGACGGCGCAGCGGAUGCAUGUGGCGUGUUGAGCAGCCGCUCUCUCUGCUGACUGCGUCCCUCCGUCGGCGGCUGACGCGCCACGUCGUCGUGUCCCUGUCCGUCGAGCACCACGCGCCUACACUCGGCCAACUCCGCCGCCGCUCCUCUCACCCCGCACUCGACACAGGAUCUCGAAGGGAGCCGACGAGGACCCCGAGCUGCCGGGCGUUGUCCCGCCGCAGAACAGCAGCUCAGCCACCCCCGCAUGCCGCACGCUGUGCUUGUUCUGACGCCGCAGCGGAGGCAGACGCGGAGGUGCGGCUGGCGGGCAUGCAGGGCCCUGCUUCUUGCUGUGCAUUCCGCACCUCAGCCCAUCUCGUGGUGCCCCAAACAACGCCGAUGCACACUGCACACGCUCUCUUGGACAGCAGCCCGACAGGUGCAGCUCGGCCAUGCAGCAGCAGCCUGCAGCAGCAUGCAAGCCGCUGCCUCCCGUCCGUAAAGCCGCUGAUGGCCGCGAGCACGAUCUGGGGUGGCGACGCCGCGGGCCUGUCGACCCUGCCAGACGCUCAGGCCUGCGUUGCGGCGAGUCCAGCCUCAGGCUUGGUCCGGCCAAGGGCACGAUUGCAAAUUGCCGUGGCCUUAGCGCGUCCUCGCAGGCACAGGCGCCGGCUGUGGCGCCUGGGCAAGCGUUCCUUGAUCAUGCGCCGGGAGCCUUGCUGGUCUGCUGCUGCUGGGCUCUGUGCUGGCCCGCUUGGCCGUCGCGUCCGCCUGAUCGCGGCCUGCGCCGCCAAGAUGAGGAGGGAGCCUCGAUCCGCUCCUCUGUGCCGCUAUUCCCGCGGCGCGAGGUCCAAGCCUUGCUGUGAGGGCAGCGCACUCCACGGACAUCCGGCCGUCAUGCUCUGCGCAUGUCCUGUACCAUGCCGGCGUGUUGCGGCUUGGGAGGUGCCUUGCAGUCCCCUGGUGCCGGCGGUCAGGGAAGGGUUGCAGGCCAGUCGUCCUGCGCUGCGCAUCUCCGCCAUGCGCGCGCCGCGCUGUCUGGCCGACCCCAGCCGCGCAGCCACUCCGCCACGCGACACCCGACACCGAGCAAGGCGGAGUACGAUGGCUACCCCGCAAUGUCUACCCUCGCAGAGAUGACGCGGCUGCCUCGGCCCGACGUCGAUGCCGAGGCCGAGGUCGUGUGCGCAGUGCGGGGCCCCGUGUGCUGAGGAUCGAGGAAGAUUGGCUUAUAGAAGCGACGAAGGAACUGGCUCCAGCUGGGGCGCGGGCGCCCGCAAGAGCUGGAGCAUCAGCAGCCACAGCCGGCAGGUGCGUAGCCGACGGAUGCGAGAGGGCUUCGCACA